AUGCUGUUUCAAGAUGAGCCAGAUGAAGACAGUGGCCCUGGUUUGUUCCAAGAUGAGAAGGAGGAAGAUGCUGGGCCUGUCCUCUUUCAAGCUGAAAGAGAUGAGCCAGUGAUUUGCCAGAGACACAAACCUGGAUCACAGAAUGUUUCUCUGAGCCUUCUCAGGGAUGAGCCAGAAGAAGGUGAUCAACAGCCUCCUCAGGUUCUGUUUGGCAUGGAGGCUGAUGAGCUUUCAGAAGACUCCGCGUACGAGGCUGAUGAUGAGGACACCAAGGAUAUCCAAGCAUUGGUGCAGCUCAGUUUUUCAACUCUGAACCAGUUCUUGACAACAAACUUGAUAGGAAAAGGUGCGCGAGAGCCUACAGCUGAACAAGCCAAGAAAAAGCGGCGCUACAACAAUGAAGGUCGUGCAAAAGACAAGGACGGCGAGUUGGCAGACUACUUGCAAGCCAACACUUCGUUUCUGGUGAAUAUGAAUGCAACUGCAGCAUUCACAGUUCACUUGUGCCAUGAUGAUGAGAUUAGUCACACCCAUGAUGUCAUUGGUGCCUACUUGCGGAACUUGGCAGACUGCAGUCUCCCUGUGAAUGAGCUUCCUCAUUUACGAUGGCACGAGGAAGCUCCGGUGAUUGAAGUGAUGCCACAGGACUGGGUCACCUGCUGCCUAAGCUUCCUCUUCAAUGGUUCUCGCUUGUUCAGAGAGCCCCUUGACUUGAAUGUGAUGCAAAAGGCAGAUGGUGCUGGUGUGGACACCUCUCAGCCCUUCCUGGUCGUGAAGAAAGGCUUUACACGGCUGAUACAUGAUGGCAAUGAGUACUUUUGCUUGAGUUGCAUGUAUCUCUACCUUCAUCUUCCCUGUUCCAUCACUGCCUGUACGUGCAUGGAGACAGUUAACUUCGAGGCGAUCCAGUUGAGCACACAAGGGUCCGAGCGCCAACGCAAAGAUGCAACUCAGCUGUACGGACCAAGGACAACUUUUGAUGAGCGACAACAGACUGAGAGUGGACGCGAGCAAAACGAGUCGGAACUUCUCAAUGAGCUUGUUAGUGCUUACAACUCAUAUCGAGCAAACGCUGCGAUCAAGCGGUGGCAGAUCAGUGGUGAUCAGCAGGCAGCAAUUUGGUGCAUUAUCAUUGGGCUCGAUGAUACAUCACGCUGCCUGCUGCGUUCCCACUUGGACCACAACAAGUGGGAAGAGUCAGGCAUCAUUGCUGAUAUUGGCGCAUUGGUCACACCAGAAGCACAACACUUGCACUUUCAAAAGUACAACAUGUGGUGGAGCAACAAUGCCCGUCGUAUGAAAAAGACGAUGCGGUGCCGCCUGCGGUGGUCAGAAGAGCAGUGGACAGCGAAUGUGAACCACUGUUGCAUAUUUAUCUGGGUCCGUGGCCACUGUGAGAAUGAGGCAUUGCUGACAGCGGAGUAUGGCGUGGUGUGCGCCAACUUGUCCCACGAUUACAAGGAAGCUGUCAGCUACAAUCUGAGAAAGAACAAGGCAGAUGUCAUUGAACAAGAAACAGUGUUGCACAUGAGAGACCAGAUCCAAACCGGACUCAAUGUCGCAGAUGCUUUUAUGCAGAAGCGAUUGCUUAUGGUGUGCGCGGACAAGAAUAAGGGUGUGCGCGGACAAGAAUAA
Molecule: messenger RNA, 1635 nt
Organism: Durusdinium trenchii
Lineage: Eukaryota; Dinophyceae; Suessiales; Symbiodiniaceae
Source: the annotation of a GenBank genome assembly